AUGCCUAAGCCAUUGAAGAGGUUGAAUAAAGAAGUUCAUUAUACUAGCAAUUGGUUUGCAUUGUGUGCUACAAGAAGGAUAUCUGAAGUAACUGACAGCUUGUUCAAACACAAGUUUGUUGUGGAUUUGGAUAAGAAAAAUUACACUUGCAACUAUUGGGACUUAGUAGGAAUCCCCUGUAGGCAAGCAAUAUCAACCAUUGCAAGCAACAAAGAGAAGCCUGCAGACUAUUUCAACCCAUGUUAUAAAAGGGAGAUGUAUAAGAUCCGUUAUGAUCAUGUAAUAUCACCCAUCAAUGGAAGGCAAAGGUGGCCUAAGACCGGUUACCCAAACAUUUUACCUCCAAACUACAAAACAUCCCCCUGGAAGGCCCAAAAAGUUGAGAAGGAGGGAGCCAGAUGA
Molecule: messenger RNA, 402 nt
Organism: Glycine soja
Lineage: Eukaryota; Viridiplantae; Streptophyta; Magnoliopsida; Fabales; Fabaceae
Exons: 1
Coding region: 1-402 (133 amino acids)
Source: RefSeq, a predicted model, not a curated record